GAGCUGCCGCUGGCGCGGGCGCCCCUGGCGGGCUGGAUGAGCGACUGGCGAGAGCCUGGGGCGCGGCCGCCCCCGGGCGCGGUCGACGAGGCCGGCGGCGCGGGAGAGUACUUCCCGGUGCCCGAGGUGCAGCAGCUCGACCCCGACAUCGGCUUCGGGCUGACCAGGCGAGAGAAGCUGCAGGUGAGGGGGCUCGCGAAUGACGCCGUUGAGAGCUUGAAUUGGAUGCGUGGCGCGCGCUGGCGUGAGGCCGGCCGCGCGCGGCCGCGCCUGGCGACCUUCGAUAGGGUAGCUGGAUUGCGGCGGGACACGCGGCGUCGGGCGCAGUUGGCCGCGACUGGCUGGCGGCGCUCGAGCAGCGCGACUUCGUCGCAGCAGGCUCUUCCACAGCUGCUGCGGGGUCAUGGCCCCUAUGCCGAGACCCGAGCUAACCUGGCCUCCUUCGUGCACGACCGGCUCAGCAUCCCUGAGGACGUCAGGCGGGCACCUCGAGUGGAUCGACUGUUGCCGGAUGCGGCGUUGAAGUUUUUGAAGGAGUACGAGAGCUACCUGCUGAGGUCGCCCGAGGGGGUGGCCGUUCUCGACAAGGCGCUGGGCCCUGUGCUGCCCUGCGCAGACCCCGUGCUGAAGUCCAAUGGGAAGGUGUGCGUUGGGCUGGUCAAGAGGCUCCUGCGAAUAGGGCUGGUGCGACUCAGUGCCAGUAAGAAGUGCGACGUGGGCGUGUUUGUGGUGAAGAAAAAGGACGGCUUGCAGCGGAGCGAAGUGGGUGCUGUUUACCUAGGGACCUCGGACGUGAAGGACUGCUUCCACUGGUUGAGGUUCCCGAAGGAGUCGAAGCUCGACGAGUGCUUCGCCUGCCCCGAGGUGUGGGCCUCCGAGCUCGUUGAGAAGGACAUUGUGUCGAACCCGCUCGCGCAGUCCCCCCCCAUGGGCUGGGCGCGGAGCCUCUGCGUUGCUCAGGGGGCCAACGCCCGGCAGAUGGGGAUGACCAAGGAGCUGGGGGGCUCGCACCUUCUUCAGGAUCGUGGGCCGCCGCUGGUGCUCCAGGGAGGAGGGGGCGACGCUGGGCGAGUCAAGUGCUGCUACGUCGACAACUUAGGCGUGCUGGCCGAUGACGAGGAGUACGUGCGCAAUGGACUGACCGCGGUGACCGAGGCCUUCGGGGGCCAGGGGGUGACGGUGCACGAGACGGAGGUGACCUGCGAGUGCGGGGUGGCCCUGGGCAUCGAGGUGGGCGGAGCUCGGGGCUGGGCUCGGCCGACGGCCAAGAGGUUCUGGCGCGCGCGGGACUCCAUCCAGGAGGUGUUGCGGCGCGGUGUCUGCAGCGGGCAUGAGCUCGAGGUCCCUGUGGGGCAUGUGACGUUCGUGGCCUUGAUCAGGCGGGGGCUGCUGCCCAUUCUCCACGGCGCCUACAGGUUUGUGAAGAUCUGUGCGAAGUGGGAUGUUCAGUGGCUGCCAGGCGUCGACCAGACCGAUGCCUCACCGUGGGGCUUCGGGGUGGCCUGCUCGCAGUGGCCGGUGGCGGCGGUCGCGGACGCUGGGCGAGUGCCCGAGCGCGCCCAGUUCCGCCUGGGGGCCGAGGCCGCGAGGGGCCACGCUUUUGCUGCUGCAGGGCUGGAGGAGCGCGACGACGGGCUGCUGCAGGCUCGAGCCGAGCCUACCAAGGGCGAGGCGCUGAGAUGGGAGCGCGACAGGGGCUUCAAGCUGCUGACCCUUAUUAGGCGGGCUGGCCCGCGGCUGGUUUUCCGCUGGGUGCCUUCAGAGCUGAACGGCAGCGACAAGGGAA
Messenger RNA from Prorocentrum cordatum, 1786 nucleotides. NCBI's taxonomy places the organism in Eukaryota, Dinophyceae, Prorocentrales, Prorocentraceae. The record is from the annotation of a GenBank genome assembly.